ACUGGUUAUUAGGCUUCCCAUGAUCAUCGAAGGAUAUAUUGCUUAUGUGUAUCCUGAAAGGAAUUCAGUCAAUUAUAAUAAACUCUAAUGACUGUUGAUCUGACAUUAUUACGUAAAAUAAAUGCACCUAACUCGAUUGAAAUCAUGAGAUUUAUGAAAGAAACGGCACACUUCCAACAGCAAAUAAUAUACAGAAAGUGCAAGUAAGCAAAAAACUGGAACCUUUCCUAGGUAAGCAAUGGCAUUUGAGGAAAUUGGACAUUAGUAUGGUAACCAGGGUUUUGGAAACAAUUGGAUCAGUCUAUAUGGUAUCUUUCCGCACAGCAGGAUACACUUCUACAAGGUCAUAAAGUGCCCUUAAAACAUGUAUAGGGUUAGCCAGAGUCCUCCAAUCAGACAACUGGAUUUCUUGUAUAUAAACAGAAUGUCGUGUCUAUAAAGGGAAUGUCCUGUCAACAGGGAACGUUGUAUAUGAGGAUGAUUAGCCUCCUUGUUCUGCUGCUGGGGUUCUCUGGCGUGACCUGCUCGUGUGAUCUUCCAGAUCCUCUGAAGGGGGGGUCUACCUGUGAGAAUUACACAGAUUCGUGUUUGUACGUACUUGAGGGGGAGGCCGUUUACAUCGCAUCAGAUUACAUCGCAUCAGAUGGUCUGGAUUCUGAUGUCAACCAGACCAUCCAAUUCACAUGGAGACGCGAGAAGGGAAACACCUCAAUCUCUUCCUCAGAGGAAGAGCGGAUCCAUCACCACGGCCCUGCCCUCCUCUUCCUCCCUAUCUACCUCAACGACAGCGAUCUCUACAUUGCCCGGUGGUUCGACAUGGCCGGGAAAUGCCAUAUCUUGUACGUACCUGUGAAAGUGGGUGCAGCCAGGGAACUUUACACACCCCUAUCCCUCUCUGAUACCAACCCCAAAAUCCCCUGUCCGGAAAUUGUCAAGCACAGAUGCAAGGCGGAGAAAGGGGUAUUCAGCUGGGACCAGAACUCCACUCUGAUGCCAGGGGAGGCAGGCGAGGACCUGCAGCUGCUGGGCGUCACCAAGGCGGACAGCGCCUUGUACACCUGUAGGUGCACCUGGAGACACAUGGAGCACAUGGCGUACAACACCACCGCCUCCCGGAAUCUGUUUGUACAGGAUAAGGUUUUUUUUUCGAACAUCCAAAUCAUCCAUCCCACCACCCAGGAGCUGAUGGUUCACCCAGGUUACCCACUGUCGAUAAAGUGUAAGGCCCUCAUUGGGACCAAUGUCUGUUCCAAAUAUCAGAAGGAAUAUCAGGGGAUGUGGGAGAAGAACAACCACAGCUUGAACAACCAUAGUAUUGACGGCUACUGGCAGAAUUUCUCAUGUAACAUGGAGGAGCCCUCUAAGAAGAGCUUUAUCACCUCCACCCUGAUUAUUGACAAGGUCCAGGAGUCCGACCUCAAAGCCUCCUUCAGGUGUCGGGCUAAAAGCCCAACGGAUGUCAAAUACCACUAUCUGACUCUCAAGCGUGCAGAAUCACUGACCAGCCUGCUGGUGGCGUUGAUGUGUGUCAGUGCUGUGUUCCUGUUAGCCACCACUGCCAUCAAAUACUUUGCUGUGGACCUAGUUCUGUUUUCCCGAAGGUUCCUGCCAUGCACCAAGGCCCGCAAUGAUGGGUUGCAGUACGACGUCUAUGUGGUGUACCAAUCUGAGAAGGUCAUGGAGGAGAUCCUGAGCCGGUUCCUGUUCCAGGCUCUGCUCCAGGUCCUGGAGCAGAAGUGUGGGUUCAGGGUCUUCAUCCACGGCCGCGACGCCAUCCCCGGAGAAGAUCGAUUGAGGCAGGUGGAGGAGCGCGUGAUGCUGAGCAGGAGGCUGAUGGUGGUGCUCACUCCAGGGUCGGAGGUCAACGAGACGCUAGGCUCCUCCCCCAGCGGUCCACCGAGCGAGGCCGUCGACUGGCAGAUAGGGCUCCACCAUGCCCUGCUCCAGGAGAUGAGGGUGAUCCUGGUGCAGCUGGGAGACAUGGGACCCCAGGGCUACACCCAUCUUUCCCCCACCCUGCAGCACCUCGUUCGCAAGUCUGCCCCCCUCUGCUGGAGGGAGGACUCCCCGGGCGCCUCCCAUUGGAACUCCCGCUUCUGGAAGAGGGUGCGCUACGCCAUGCCCUCCGCCGUGGCAAAACCCUCUUCUUCUGUGGUGUGAUGGCUGCUGGGCUGUGAUGUCAACAUGGGCUCAAGACCCACCGAUUCCAUUUCAGUUGCUUAGCCUGUUGUAAUGUACCUGUGGCAAUGCACCCAGCUAAUCCCUCUUGUUAAGCGCCCCCUGCUGACCUGAUGACAUGUUCAACGUAUUAAAACUGAAACCCAGGCUGAAUAUCAUUGAGAGCCCAUGUUAUGUCAGCUGCUAUGUUUGCUCUGUGUAGCCAUGCGUCUUUAUCCCUCCUUGCGUUUCCUUUCCUCUCUUUGAUGAUUGUUCUAAAGGGCCCCACUACACCACCAGGCGUGAGUGGGACUCGCUAUAACAAACCGUCAGAAAUUCUACCUUUUCCUGUGCCUUAGUGACAUCACUAGUGACAUCCACUUAGAUGUAUGAUCAACAUUUGCUACAGCCCACUGGGCAGGCCGAUCUAUUCGCUAGGUGGACACACCCAAGUUUGAUUUAGCUAAGGCACAGGAUAGGGCCACAUUUCUAAUGACUUGUAAUAGCUUAUCUCACUCACACGUGUUGAUAGGGGUCCUUUAAGUUUAUUUUUGAUUAAUUAUAAUGCUUUUCAGUUUUUUUUAUGUUGUUCUGAAA
Molecule: messenger RNA, 2754 nt
Organism: Gadus chalcogrammus (walleye pollock)
Lineage: Eukaryota; Metazoa; Chordata; Actinopteri; Gadiformes; Gadidae
Gene: il1rl1
Product: interleukin 1 receptor-like 1
Exons: 11
Coding region: 445-2160 (571 amino acids)
Biological process (GO): signal transduction
Source: RefSeq, a predicted model, not a curated record